UUCUUAUUUACUUUCCCUUUAUCUUCUUCGUCAGUGAGAGAACAAUAAUGGAGUCCAAACGUCAAGCUUUCACUCUCUCAACGAUAUUGCUUCUGAUGCUGCUGGGUUUGGCGAGCUCCGAUAUCAACCAAGACAAAGCCGAGUGUUCGAAUCAGGUGGCGGGGCUGGCUCCGUGUCUGCCGUACGUGGAGGGCGAGGCGAAAACGCCGACCAUAGACUGUUGCAGCGGCCUCAAACAGGUGGUGGACAAGAGCAAGAAAUGCCUGUGCGUGUUGAUCAAAGACGGAGACGAUCCCAGCCUAGGGAUCAAGAUCAACGCCACGCUCGCCGCCGCUCUCCCCUCUACUUGCCGCGCCACUGUUAACAUGACGGAUUGCAUCUCCCUACUGCACUUAGCACCCAAUUCCCAUGAAGCAAAGUUAUUUGAAGGUUAUGAGAAGCUGACAGAAGGGCAUCCCAGCGUUGCCGCUACCACCCCAUCAACCACCGGAAACUCCACUAGCAGUGGUGCACAGCACAGUGAUGGAGGAAAGGGACAGAAGUGGGCGGCCAUCGAGAUGGCGUUGGGAGCUUCUCUUUGGAUUUUUGUUAUACAUCAAAGCCUUGGUGUGUGAUAAUGGAGUUUAUUA
Molecule: messenger RNA, 629 nt
Organism: Hibiscus syriacus
Lineage: Eukaryota; Viridiplantae; Streptophyta; Magnoliopsida; Malvales; Malvaceae
Product: non-specific lipid transfer protein GPI-anchored 6-like
Exons: 3
Coding region: 48-614 (188 amino acids)
Biological process (GO): lipid transport
Molecular function (GO): lipid binding
Source: RefSeq, a predicted model, not a curated record